CACGCUGCACGCCUCACUAUCACACGACCUCUGCUCCGACCUGCAGAGGAUGCCAUCGCCAUGGCAAGCGCCACGCGAACGCGCACCAACACAGCCGCCGCCGCCCUCCUCUACGCGCUCACGUUCCGGCUCCUGACGCGCGCGUCAUCCACCGCGGUCACCGUCUCUCCACCACCGGCAGCCGCCGCCGCCGCCGAAGCCCACGCGCUGCUGCGGUGGAAGUCCACUCUGCCGCGGUCCAGCUUCACCAGCGCCCCGCUCUCCUCGUGGUCGCCCGCGACCCCCGCGUGCACCACGUGGGCCGGCGUCGCGUGCGGCGAGGAUGGCCGCGUCGCCGAGGUCGCGCUCCCCGGCGCGGGCAUCGCGGGCACGCUCGCGGCCCUCGACCUCGCCGCGCUCCCGGCGCUCGCGGGCCUCAACCUUAGCGGCAACCGCCUCGCGGGCGCCAUCCCGGCCAGCGUCUCCGGGCUGGCGUCGCUCGUCUCGCUCGACCUGUCCGGCAACGCGCUCACCGGCGGCAUCCCCGGAGCGGCGCUCGCAGCGCUGCCGGCCCUGCGGGUCCUCGUGCUGCGCAACAACUCGCUCGGCGGCGCCAUCCCGGCGUCUCUCGGCGGGCUGCGGACGCUGGAGCGCCUGGACCUGCAGGCCACGGGGCUGGUAUCCACGCUGCCGCCGGAGAUGGGAGGCAUGGCGAGCCUCAGCUUCUUGGACCUCUCCAGUAACAACCUCUCCGGCGGGCUGCCGCCGGAGAUGGGAGGCAUGGCGAGCCUCAGCUUCUUGGACCUCUCCAGUAACAACCUCUCCGGCGGGCUGCCGCCGGAGAUGGGAGGCAUGACGAGCCUCAGCUUCUUGGACCUCUCCAGUAACAACCUCUCCGGCGGGCUGCCGCCGGAGAUGGGAGGCAUGACGAGCCUCAGCUUCUUGGACCUCUCCAGUAACAACCUCUCCGGCGGGCUGCCGCCGGAGAUGGGAGGCAUGGCGAGCCUCAGCUUCUUGGACCUCUCCAGUAACAACCUCUCCGGCGGGCUGCCGCCGGAGAUGGGAGGCAUGGCGAGCCUCAGCUUCUUGUACCUCUACAGAAACAACCUCUCCGGCGGGCUGCCGCCGUCCUUCGCUGGGAUGAGCAAGAUGAAGGAAUUGUACUUGGCGAGAAACAGGCUCUCGGGCACGAUUCCACCUGAGAUUUUCAAGAGCUGGCCGGACCUAACCCUGCUCUACCUGCACUACAACUCCUUCACGGGAACCAUCCCAGCAGAGAUUGGAGAGGCGAAGAAGCUGCGGCGGCUAUCACUUUGGAGCAACAACCUCACCGGAGUCAUCCCAAAGGAGACCAGCGGCUUGCCGAGCCUGCUGAUGCUGCACCUGGGAAAGAAUUGCCUCACUGGGCCGAUUGCCCCUUCUUUGGGGAACCUGACUCAGCUUGUGAUCCUGGUUUUGUCCUUUAACAACCUCACAGGCAUGGUCCCUGCUGAGAUCGGCAGUCUGACAGCACUGCAAGAACUUGACCUUAUCAGCAACCAGUUGGAAGGUGAGUUGCCUCCUACCGUGUCAUUGCUCAAAGUUCUUUCCUAUCUUUCCUUGGCGAGUAACAACUUCGUCGGCACUGUCCCGAACUUUGCUAGUCAGAAAUUGGUCUGUGCUGAAUUGAAUGGUAACAAAUUCUCUGGAGGCUUCCCUCUGUCAUUCUGCCAGUCGACUUCGUUGGAAAUCCUGGACCUAUCUAGCAACCAACUUUCUGGUCAGCUCCCUAGCUGCAUAUGGGACUUGCAGGAUCUUAGGUUCAUGGAUUUGUCCAACAAUGCUCUUUCAGGGGAUGUACUGGCUUCCGCAAACUCUAAUUUAUCGUUGGAGUCAUUGCAUUUGGCAAAUAACAGAUUCACAGGUGGCUUCCCAUCAAUAAUUCAGUACUUGAAGAUGCUAUCUGUCCUGGACCUUGGUGGUAACAAUUUUUCCGGCGCAAUUCCAUCAUGGAUAGGUUCAAGGUUACCUUUGCUAAGAUUUCUUCUACUGCAGUCGAACAUGUUCAAUGGCAGCAUCCCUUUGCAGCUGCUACAGCUCUCUCAUCUCCAGCUGCUGGACCUGGCUAGCAACAAUUUUGAAGGUCACAUACCAUGUGGUCUCACCAACUUAACAUCCAUGAUCCGACCACAGACUGAAUUCAACAUGAUGUUGGCAGUGCCCUAUCAACUUUUAUAUCUAGAAGCUGAUGUAAAUUAUGCCGAUCGAGUUGAUGUGAACUGGAAGAUGCAGACUUAUGAAUUUCAAGGGGCAAUCGCGCUGAUGACUGGUAUCGAUUUGUCAGGCAAUUCUAUCAAUGGUGAAAUCCCAACUGAAUUAACGAAUCUUCAAGGCCUUCGAUUGCUGAACCUGUCAAGAAACCAUCUAUCUGGUACUAUUCCAGCGAAUAUUGGUGAUUUAAAACUUUUGGAGUCCCUUGAUCUCUCAUGGAAUGAACUAUCUGGUCAUAUUCCUUCAGGCUUCUCGGCACUGGUAUCUCUUAGUUCGUUAAAUCUCUCUAACAAUAUGCUCUCAGGUGAAAUACCAACUGGUAAUCAACUCGACACAUUAGCCGACCCUUCAAUUUACAGCAACAACUUUGGGCUUUGUGGCUUUGCAAUGAGCAUACCAUGUUCCACUGGUUCAAGUAUACAACCGUUGGACCCCAAUAAAGAAUUUGAAGGUGUCUAUGUCUACUACUCGAUAAUUGCUGGAGUUGUGUUUGGGAUGUGGUUGUGGUUCGGAUCAUUAGUUUUCUUCGCUCCAUGGAGAAUUUCAUUUUUCUACUAUGUCGAUUUCACUCAGAGAAAGCUUAUGAGAUAAAUCUUUAAAGUCUGUUGUUGUUGUAAAAUUAAGUAAGGAUGCGUGCGAUACUAUUUUUCUUAUCAUCUACCUUUCUCUUUUCAAUUUA
Panicum hallii is the source of this 2908-nucleotide messenger RNA. RefSeq names its product probable leucine-rich repeat receptor-like protein kinase At1g35710. NCBI's taxonomy places the organism in Eukaryota, Viridiplantae, Streptophyta, Magnoliopsida, Poales, Poaceae. The record is from RefSeq and is a predicted model, not a curated record. The transcript has a single exon. Bases 61 to 2820 code for a protein of 919 amino acids. Gene Ontology annotation, molecular function: protein binding.